UCUGGAUGUGUUGUUUUUGUUUUAUACGCUUAGAAAAAUUUGGUAAUAAAUAAGCAUAAUAAUUCCUUUAAGCAAAAGCUCCUUGACAACCGGAAAUAGAUUCGAUAGGAAAUAACGAACCGUUUUGUUUGAGGAAUUGUUUUUAAUGGCCCUUAUUUGAAUAAAAGUCUCAGCAUGUUAACGUUGUAUUAUGCGAGCGCCACUUUUUUGCAAUCGUUCAGGAUUCAAAAAGUUUGUAAUAAAAUUGCUGAGCAUUUAGCCCAACCAUCGAGCAUUUCGUUUUAUACAUUACAAGCGGGCAGCGACGAUGGUUUCGAUCCCACCUCCGCCAGCUCAGAGCUGUGCGGCAAUCGAAAUGAGGCCAAGGUCACGGAUAUACUAUGGUUAAUUCGUAAUCAACGGGGUUGCUGCUUACGUCCCAUUCAAACUUUAGAAAUCACACCAUGGAUUAGUUUUCCAGCAGCUCCAAGUUGGCUGCCAUUUGAUUAUUCUGCCGACACUCUAACACCAGUGGUCAGUCCAUCUGCGGAGUCGACAACGCCAUUAAAGCCAAGAAUUCUAUUGUCUCAGGACAAAUCUAAGCACAUUCAAUUGCUAUUAGAGGCCAAAGUGCAACAAACAAAAAGCGAUGAAGGUCCAAGCGCCAAUGAAACGUUGCCCGUUCGUUUGGAAGACUUUGGUAAGCUAAUUGCAUGGAAAAUAGAUUCUCACCUGGCGGUGCUCAUUGAGACUGAUGUGGAGCACUUUACGCAGUUGUUGAUUACAACAUUUUUAAAAAAUAAUUUAUGCAUUAAUGAUCAGCUGCCACUGAUGAGGAUUGAGUCGGUCCAAUUGAAGGGGCAACCUCAACCUUUUGAAUUGUUGGCGAAUCAUCUCAAACGACAAUCUCGUAAUUCAGCCAAACUUACUGAAGACAAAUGGAAGAAGCAUCUAGAGGAUUUGCGAGGCCUUAGUGUGCUGGCCCACCAGGCCACAGAAUUUGAACACCAAAAAAACCGCACGGAAACCAAACCAAAGGAAGCUAAACCAGACUUGCUAGCCCAUGAAGAUCAAAAUCAGACGCAGACAGAGGCGAACAUCCAGUCUCAAGACAAGUCUAUUGAUGUGGUAAAAGCUUCAAAGACUGCACCAUCACUUUCACCUAUAGAUGAACAGAAAAAACUAGUCGCCAAAACUCCAACACCAAAGUCAUCUCCUGUCUCAGCUGUACCUUUAAUUGAAGUUUCCACCAACGCGGCUGCUAAAACUUUUUUGGCUGUUAAGCCGCAAUCGCCACCUGCAAUACAACGAGCCGCAUCUCCAGCGGCGCCAAUUGCCACCAACUCUCGUUCUACCUUAAAACGCCAAAAGCAGAGUCUUAGAGCAAGUAAGCCUCUUAAUAUUCUAGUCUAUUCUGACAGUACUACUGGCCGCGAAUCAACCUUGGCCACACUGCAACAGCUUUUAGAGCGAAAUGUAUACACCGUUUAUCCCCUGCUGCAGCAGCAGGCGUACCAAAAACAUUGGCUAGACCAAACUGCUCUUCUGGUGGUAUGCGGUUCUGUGACACCGGCUAUUGGCCAAAUUUUCGUUGAUUAUUUUCUGCAAGGUGGGAAGGUGUUGGGUCUUUGUUCAGAUAUUUUACACUUUGUUUUGCCCAAUUACCGCACAGCUGAGGUUCGCGAACAUGAAUUAGUUCAAUUCUCCUAUGACAAAUGGCAGAGGGUUAAGAUGAUGCAUCACAUAUUCUGCUAUCAACCAUCGCCAGUGAAAAAACAUUUCUCCACCGAUAGCGAAGAAUCAUCAAAAUCGUCCUCAAAUUCACGUAAACCAGCUCUAGUAUGUCCAAGGUCCAUGGAAAUCAAAGAUCUGUCCGGCCAUGAACACAGACUGGAUGUCCAAGUGCUUGGAUUUGAGGAGACAUGGAACACACCAAGUCUUUUAUUGGCGAAUAGUUUGCAAAGUGGCGGAACUGCGGUCUUCUCACAGGUUCAUUUGGAGACAAAUCCCAUCGAAUUUGAAUCAGAUGAACUGAAAUUUGAGAUACUAAAACAAAGUGAACGCACACGUCUGGAGAUCUUUGCCGACAUACUGCAGAAACAUUUGGAUGUCCAGGUAGCAAAGGUCAUAGAGGAACUGGAUGGAAAGACCGAGAUAUCGCAACAACAGAAUUAUCGCGGUGAAAUCUAUCAGCGGGCCUUUUUCCUAGGACGCCACGAGUCCAAAUUUGAGCUACUGGAAAAGCUGGGAUUGCGCUGCUCUGGCGCUGAUAAUGUCAUUGCUACGCCAAAAUUGGCACUUAAAUUUUGCGGAAAAGAUGACACAGCCCCAAUGGCCAACAAUACAAACGUUUUGCCCAUACUUAUACAUUCAUGUCCUGAUGAUUUCUCCACAGUGGAUUACUUUGAUCAUCUGACAACGGAGCAUAUCGGUCGUCUGGUAAUCUAUGCGCCUAUUAUCAGCAGUUCAAUGCAUGUCAUUAACAAUCUAGAACUAAUCCAUGGACUCGCUGUAUUACCCCUGCGACAAACUGAAGGUGUCGGCCGUAGCCAGAAUCAGUGGAUUAGUCCUUUAGGAUGUGCCAUGUUCUCGCUGCAACUUCAUCUGUCUAUGGAUUCAUCUUUGGGUUCGCGUUUGCCACUCCUACAGCAUAUUAUUGGGGCUGCCAUUGUGAAUUCCUUGCGUAGUCAUAAACUUUAUAGGGUUCUUGACAUAGCUUUGAAAUGGCCAAACGAUAUUUAUGCCAAUGGAGAUAUCAAAAUAGGUGGACUUAUUGUAAAUACAACUCUUUUGGGCUCACAAGCAAUUGUGAACAUAGGCGGUGGUAUCAAUUUGAACAACUCAAAUCCAACAGUCUGUAUUAACGACAUGAUUAAAGAAUUUAACGAGCGAUCGCUGGAAAAACUGCCUUUACUAAAAUACGAAGAGUUUAUUGCCUUGAUCUUUAAUGAAAUUGAGCGGCUUUUGGCAGAUGUUCAAAAUGGUGACUUUGAUAGUUUUUAUACCCUCUAUUACUCUCUGUGGCUACAUAGUGAUCAAAUUAUUAAGAUUUGCUUGGUUAAGAACGAAAAUGAAAAAGAGGCCAAAAUUAUUGGCAUUGAUGAAUUCGGCUUCUUAAGAGUUAAAUUACCUAACGGCAAAGAGGAAACUGUACAACCAGAUGGGAAUAGCUUUGAUAUGUUAAAGGGAUUGAUAGUACCCAAAUACAAUUAGGAAGUGCAAAAAAUGAAUGCCAAAUUUUCACCGCUUUGUUCACGCGUUCCUUCCAGAAGUCUAAAUAUAACUUGAGUAUCCAGCAAAAUUAUUAAGCUAAUCGGUUUGACAAACUAAGACACUGCCCACAUAUUGAUUUUCAUGUUCCUUAAGAAUAAUGUUUGCUAUAUAACCAAAAAUGUUGUAUUUGAAAUUUGAAUUUAUUUAAACUAAUCCAUCUCUACUGUAUCCUGUUACGAUUAUUCAAAUAAAAACCACCUCAAUAUCGAUAGCAGGGGUAUUUUCUCGGUACGAUACACGAUAUCGAUAACCAUUCUGUUGUCCAUUUUCGACAACCCAGAAUAGAAAUUUGUAUAAGAUUUUUUAUUGAAUUCUACCGUCAAAAUUUCCCGACGUCGCUGGAAAAAUAUUUGCAGGAUGACAUUGGUGGGACUGGCUGCUCGAAAGCUGGCACAAAAACAGAG
Drosophila willistoni is the source of this 3656-nucleotide messenger RNA. RefSeq names its product biotin--protein ligase (gene Hcs). Gene Ontology annotation, cellular component: cytoplasm. The record is from RefSeq and is a predicted model, not a curated record. The coding region runs from base 175 to 3192 and encodes 1005 amino acids. NCBI's taxonomy places the organism in Eukaryota, Metazoa, Arthropoda, Insecta, Diptera, Drosophilidae. The transcript is spliced from 13 exons. Gene Ontology annotation, molecular function: biotin--[biotin carboxyl-carrier protein] ligase activity. Gene Ontology annotation, biological process: protein modification process.